GAGAGCUAGAGAAAGAGGGGGAGGGAGGACGGUCAGAUCGCAUAGGGCAGAUAAAGGCAGGGGGGGCGGGCGAGAGGGCGAGGAGGGGCGGAGAGGGAGCGAGGAGGGCGGGGCGCCCGACCCCCAAUCGCGCGGCCGCCGCCUCCCAGCUGGGCUGGAUUUGAGCCCGGCCCGCCGAUCGCUGACCCAGGCGCCGGCUGGAGCAGCCCCCGGCCGCGGCACCCCCACUUUGCAACUCCACGGUCCGCGCGGCGCGAGCGAGAUGCAGCCGGCUCUGGACGCAGGCCUCUCCUUCUGAUGAAAAGAGAAAGCAAGAAUGGACUACAGUCACCAAACUUCCCUAGUCCCCUGUGGACAAGAUAAAUACAUUUCCAAGAAGGAACUUCUCCUGCAUCUGAAGACCUACAACUUGUACUAUGAAGGCCAGAAUUUGCAGCUCCGACACCGUGAGGAAGAAGACGAGUUCAUCGUGGAGGGACUGCUGAACAUCUCCUGGGGGCUGCGCCGGCCCAUUCGUCUGCAGAUGCAGGAUGACAACGAGCGCAUUCGCCCUCCUCCGUCCUCUUCCUCCUGGCACUCUGGCUGUAACUUGGGGGCUCAGGGCACCAUCCUGAAGCCCCUCACCAUGUCCAACAUUCAGAUCUCAGAGGUGGACGCCCCGCCCGAGAGGGACCAGGCCACGAGCCCCACAGACUCCAGGGGCCUGAAGCCUGUGCAGGAAGACACCCCACAGCUGAUGCGCACCCGCAGUGAUGUUGGGGUGCGUCGCCGUGGCAAUGUGAGGACACCUAGUGAUCAGCGGCGAAUCAGACGCCACCGCUUCUCCAUCAAUGGCCAUUUCUACAACCACAAGACGUCGGUGUUCACGCCGGCCUAUGGCUCCGUCACCAACGUCCGCAUCAACAGCACCAUGACCACUCCGCAGGUCCUGAAGCUGCUGCUCAACAAAUUUAAGAUCGAGAAUUCGGCGGAGGAGUUUGCUUUGUACGUGGUCCACACCAGUGGUGAGAAACAGAAGCUGAAGAACACCGAUUACCCGCUGAUUGCCCGAAUCCUCCAGGGCCCAUGUGAGCAGGUCUCCAAAGUGUUCCUUAUGGAGAAGGACCAGGUGGAGGAAGUCACCUAUGAUGUGGCCCAGUAUAUAAAGUUCGAGAUGCCUGUCCUUAAAAGCUUCAUUCAGAAGCUCCAAGAGGAAGAAGAUCGGGAAGUAAAGAAGCUGAUACGCAAGUACACCGUGCUCCGGCUAAUGAUUCGGCAGAGGCUGGAGGAGAUAGCUGAGACCCCAGCAACAAUCUGAGCCACAAGAAGGAGGGGAUCCAGACACCACAGGGGCCGCUGUUGACAUGAGAAGACCCGCAGGAAGCUGGGCGCCUUCCUUCCGUGGAACCGUUUCAAUGUAAACCUCUCCAGCUCCCGAAAAGCCACCAUUUGCUGCCUAGAGCAGGAUAGAGAAGCCAGCAGACAACUCCCCAUCCUUGGAUCCCUGCGCUUCUUUCUUUCAGUCACAAGGACUUUUGAUUUUUGUUAUAGGGAGGACCCAAAGUGUGUGUGUGUGCGCAUGCGCCUGUGCACGCGUGCACACACAUGGUACAUAUUCACGUGCCUACCUGGUAUUUUCACAUGCAAUUAAAUUCCAAGCAACCAGCACAAGUCCCGUGACUGGCAGAUGUGCUGCUCAUGGGCAGGAAAAUCAGGGGAGAUCUGAAGGGUUUUAGGCUGAAGAAAAGAUCUCUCCCGGCGAGUGCCAGGGAGCAGCCAUUCACAUCUGCCCACGUUUAGAAGGGGAAGGGGGCUCAGCAAGCUCACCAUGUGGGGUAUUUAUGUGUUGGUAGAGAUUCUCCCUGUAUGCCUACAGGGAUCGGUAAUGGAUCGGUAAUGUGACAGCUUUGGAAAUUAACAAAACAACAGCCCCAUGCCCUUGGGGUAGGUCCAACAGAAAGAGAAAAAUAAACCAGCAGUGGGGUAGAUGCAAUAAACCCACAGGUUUUUACACUGGAAA
This is a messenger RNA of Ceratotherium simum simum (southern white rhinoceros), 1999 nucleotides long. NCBI's taxonomy places the organism in Eukaryota, Metazoa, Chordata, Mammalia, Perissodactyla, Rhinocerotidae. The record is from RefSeq and is a predicted model, not a curated record.